GACACAUUGAAUCUGUCAAAAUAUAGAGGGAACAUUCGCAAGUGACAAUUCUAUGCACAACACAAUUCAUUUGGCAUCUGAAGCGAAUACUAAGUCGUCCGCAAUUUCACAACGUAAAAUUUAAUGUAGAAAAAAGUUUCCGAUCAAAAUUAUCCAUUCGAUUCACAUCUAAAAUCGUCAAUUGGACGAACAAUUGAUUAAAAAGCAACAACGAUGACCAGUGAAGUGUUUAAACAGAACAACACAACGGCAUUGUCUAUUGGCCACAAAUUGUAUCUGGAUACAAAAACAUCCGACACGAAAUUCGCGUUUAAAGACAGUACUGAAAGCGUUGUAGCGCAUAAAAGUAUCCUAUCGAUUGGUAGCCCAGUGUUUGAUGCUAUGUUCUACGGAUCAUUGCCUGAAGAAACACAUAUUUUGAUUGUCGAUGCAUCUCCCAACGCGUUCAAGGAGUUUUUACAGUUUUUUUAUUUGGUCGAAGUGCAACUGUCGUCCGAACACAUUUUCGAAGUGGCAAAUUUGUGCAAGAAAUACGAGGUCAACGACGGUUUGGAGCUCUGCAAAUCUCCAAUGGAAAUGUCACUGACAAUCAAUAACAUGUGUUCGGGCUAUUCAGUGGCAUUACUACUCGAGAUGAAAAGCACCGUCGAAUUCUGCAAACGAGAAAUCACACAAAAGGCAACGGAAAUUCUAAAAUCGGCUAAUUUCCUGGAGUGCGAUCACAAGCUGUUCGAAAAUAUUAUACAGUUGUCGUCAUCAAAGUGCAGUGCAAUGGUCGUUGUUGAUGCGUGCAUGGCUUGGGCCAAAGCUGAAUGUGAUCGUGAAAAUCUGGAGCACACUUCUGCCAAUCUGAAAGCGCAACUCAAAGACACAAUCGAUUGCAUUCCUUUUGCUGAAUUGAAUUCGGAAGAGUUCGCCUGGCACACAAAAACGUACGAGCGAUUUUUCGACGAGGAUGAAUUGGAAGCGAUUAUUCUAAAGAAAGCAAAGAAAUACGAAGUGGGUGAAAUGGCAGCGUCAGCUUCAUGUAUUCUGGAUUGCGGCCCUGUGCAUAUAAAUAGAUGGUUUGGAUUUCUGGGCCAACAUCGAACAAUCGAACAUUCAUUCAGUUCGAACUCAAAACUACUGCUGAAGGAAAUUCAUACUACUACUUGUUCAGCUGGUAACCCUUGCGAUGCAAAAAUUACUCUUCAAAACUCUCAAAGUGGAAGAUCGAUGCUGCUGGGAAGUCUUCUGGCCAAUCGUUUAAUUUUACCAUUCCCAAUUGUUAUUGACCGAAAUAUAAAAUAUGAAAUCAAAUUUGAUUUUGGCACUGAAAAGCCAGUUAGUUCGAAACUGGGGCCCACAAAAAUCGUGCAAUCACAUAACGGCUGUGAAAUAAGUUUUCACGCUGAAAAUAGCAUCAUUUCACGUUUGAUUUUUGAACGAUUGGGAGCUUAGAAGCCAAAUUCAAUUGAAUUGAGUCGAAUUUUAUUACAAUCACUUCAAUUGAAUAUUCAAAAUAUGUGAAGAAGGUUCAUUCUUUUAAAAAAUUCCAAAUUUCUCUCAUUGUAUGAGUUGAUUCAUUUUAUCUAAGAUUAAGCUGAGUAGUGAACCUGAAAAAAAGUAAUAUUUUAUGAAUUGUCAAACCAAGUAAUUGAAUAAAACACCAUCGAAUUUAUUUCAAAUGCUAUUAAA
This is a messenger RNA of Sitodiplosis mosellana (orange wheat blossom midge), 1677 nucleotides long. Its product is annotated as kelch-like ECH-associated protein 1B. The transcript is spliced from 2 exons. NCBI's taxonomy places the organism in Eukaryota, Metazoa, Arthropoda, Insecta, Diptera, Cecidomyiidae. Gene Ontology annotation, molecular function: protein binding. The record is from RefSeq and is a predicted model, not a curated record. Bases 214 to 1440 code for a protein of 408 amino acids.